Messenger RNA from Cariama cristata (Red-legged seriema), 1253 nucleotides. Its product is annotated as von Willebrand factor-like. Gene Ontology annotation, molecular function: protein binding. Gene Ontology annotation, biological process: blood coagulation; cell-substrate adhesion. The coding region runs from base 22 to 1101 and encodes 359 amino acids. NCBI's taxonomy places the organism in Eukaryota, Metazoa, Chordata, Aves, Cariamiformes, Cariamidae. The record is from RefSeq and is a predicted model, not a curated record. Gene Ontology annotation, cellular component: extracellular matrix. The transcript has 10 exons.
AGGGACUGCUCUUGCACUAGCAUGCAGGAUGAUGUUACAGGACUUCAGGUGAUGGAGUGUCACGACAAAGCAUGUAACACGUUCUGCUCUCGGGGUUACAAGUAUAUCGUCCAAGAAGGGGAGUGUUGUGGGAGAUGCCAGAAGACAGCCUGUGAGGAGCAGUUAUUCUGGUCGCGGGGCGACACAGAUCCUCGUUUGCAUGAGGUCGGCACAGAGUGGCGAUCCCCCUUCAACCAUUGCAUUAUCAAUGAGUGUGUCCGGGUGAACAAUGAGGUUUUUGUGCAGCAAAAGAAUGUUUCUUGCUCUCAAAUGGAUGUGCCUGACUGUCCAGAGGGAACUGAACUACGUUGUGACCAAAUAACAGACUGCUGUCCUUCCUGCAGAUGUGUACCACUGAAUGGUUGUCCUUUGAAUGGCACUGUCAUUGGGCCAUGGAGACGCCUGAUGGUGGAUCAAUGCACAACAUGUCACUGCUCCCUCCAGCCCGCAUCUUCUCGGAGAUACACUCUGACAUGUACAAAAUUAAGCUGUGAACCAUGCCCAAUAAAUUACAGAAGGCAGGAAAUCCCUGGCUCUUGCUGUGGAAAAUGUGUACCAACUUCAUGUGGCAUCAGGCUGAGAGAUGGAAGGCUUAAAUACCUUCAGCCAAAUGAAUCACUUCAGGAUGGCUGUGAUAGUCACUCCUGUAAAGUAAAUGAGAAAGGGGAAUUUAUCUGGGAAAGGAGAAUCACUGGCUGUCCUCCAUUUGAUUCCAGAAGAUGUUUGGCUGAAGGAGGCAGAAUUGCAAAACUUGGCAAUACCUGCUGUGACACAUGUGUGGAAGUGGAAUGUCGACCAGUAAGUACCAGACUGCAGUACAGGAAUAUCAAUGGAUGUGUGGCUGAAAAGGAAGUGCCUAUUUCUCAUUGUGAGGGCAAGUGCAGAAGCAGUACCCAAUACUCCGUUCAGACAGGGAAAUGGGAAGACCUGUGCAGCUGCUGUACAGCCACUCACACCACCAUAGUCACGAUCCCCCUCCGGUGUGCCAAUGGGACGGUGGUGCAGCAUUACAUCCCUUCUGCUUCUCAGUGUGAAUGCUAUUCUCGGAAGUGUACAGACUGAAUAUUUCCAAGAAGUUCAGUUGUUUAAUCUCAAGUUUUAUGCUGAAGGAACUUUACAGUGCAAGCCUCCUUUUCUCUCUGUAGACCACUUUAUCCAGUAGAAUCCUGACUAACUAAUUGUAUCAACAUAGCAAACAAUAAAACCUACUAGCA